Exaiptasia diaphana is the source of this 1272-nucleotide messenger RNA. RefSeq names its product retrovirus-related Pol polyprotein from transposon 412. Bases 1 to 1272 code for a protein of 423 amino acids. Lineage: Eukaryota; Metazoa; Cnidaria; Anthozoa; Actiniaria; Aiptasiidae. The record is from RefSeq and is a predicted model, not a curated record. The transcript has a single exon.
AUGUGGAAUAAGACAGAUCUCAAGCCUCUGGGUGAAACCUCUCUGACUGCAAUUAAUCCAAGUGACAACUCUGAGCACCAAGUCAAAUUCAUCGUUGUUCCUAAUGGGUUCACCAAUCUCCUUGGUCUUAAUACUAUUCAGGAACUUGGUUUUAUAACCAUUAAUAACAAUGCCUUUAUCUCGAAUGUGUCUACACCUCAACUUGGUGAUCUGGGAAUGGCUACACUUAGAAUUGAUGAGUCGAUACCCCCAACUGUGCUUCCGUGUCACAAAGUACCUUUAUAUAUAGAAGAUGAUGUAAAACAGGAACUUGAUAGACUUGUUAAUAAAGGUGUUCUUGAACGAGUCAUCGAACCUACUGAAUGGGUUAGCCAAAUGGCCAUCGUUCACAAAAGCAAUGGRAAAUUACGAAUCUGUAUCGACCCUCAACCACUCAAUGUUGCACUUCAACGUGAACACUAUCGACUACCAGUACUAGAUGAUGUACUCCCGAAGCUUAAGGAUGCCAAAGUGUUUAGCAAACUUGACGACAAAGAAGCAUAUUGGCAUGUCCGACUUGAUGAGCGUUCUAGUAAUCUGACUACRAUGAUAACUCCAUUUGGCAGAUACAGGUGGAAACGACUUCCAUUUGGUCUAAAAGUCUCUAGUGAAAUCUUCCAACGGAAAAUUGACGAAGCUCUUGAGAAUCUUAAAGGUGUAUUCAACAUUGUCGACGACAUUAUUGUGGUUGGUUGUGGCGCUACUGAGUCUGACGCACUUCAAGACAACCAGAGGAAUCUCUCCUCAUGUCUCGAACGUUGUAAACAAAGCAACAUUAUUCUGAAUGAAGACAAACAGGAAGCUGGACUUAAGGAAAUAAUAUUUCAUGGACACAAAAUCACAAGCAGUGGUGUGGAAGUUGACAAAAACAAGGUCAAAGCUAUUCUCGAUAUGCCUGCUCCCACUGAUGUAGAAGGUAUAAGACGUCUAUGUGGUAUGGCGCAAUAUGUGUCUAGAUUCAUACCCGAUCUGGCAAGUUCACUAGAACCCUUGCGAAACUUAACCAGAAGGAAUGUCCCAUUCAUGUGGUCCAAAGAAUGUGAAGAUGCAUUUGAUACACUGAAACACAAACUCUCUGACGCUGCAUGUUUAGCCUACUUUGAUCCAGCGAAAGAAGUUGUUAUUCAAGUCGACAGCAGUCAACAUGGCAUAGGCGCAGUUCUACUACAAGAUGGCCGUCCCAUUGAAUAUGAAUCACGCGCAUUGACCCCAUCUGAGAGGAACUGGGCCUAA